Messenger RNA from Ictalurus furcatus (blue catfish), 6869 nucleotides. RefSeq lists its product as uncharacterized. Gene Ontology annotation, cellular component: plasma membrane; adherens junction; catenin complex. Gene Ontology annotation, molecular function: calcium ion binding; cadherin binding. Gene Ontology annotation, biological process: homophilic cell-cell adhesion; calcium-dependent cell-cell adhesion; adherens junction organization. The transcript is spliced from 14 exons. The record is from RefSeq and is a predicted model, not a curated record. Bases 669 to 5477 code for a protein of 1602 amino acids. Lineage: Eukaryota; Metazoa; Chordata; Actinopteri; Siluriformes; Ictaluridae.
ACCAAAUUUCUAAGCGAUGAGUCAAUUUAAAAACGCAAUACUGACAACAACAACAAUAAUAAUCGCAGCCUAUAUUAUACUAGCUGCCUAACGGUAAUGGCAGUGAUAUUAUAUGGCAUUUAUUCAAGAGAUAGUUAUCAUGAUCAUUAUGAUAAGCCGUAGGGAGACUGAACUACUGGCAGUGGCGAGAGAGAGAAAGAGAGAGAGUGUGUGAGUGAGGGAAGGGGGGUGUGUACGUGAUGAGGGAUUUUAAGACGGUCGCUUUAUUAUUUGGAAGUGAGGGGGAGAUGGAGAGAGAGAGAGGGAGAGAGAGAUGCGAUAACAGCGUUUUGUCCUGUUCAUAUUCUACUCUGUCCUGUCACUGAACACCCGCAGACUCUUAUCGCAGGAAAGAAACUCCACAAAGGGCGAUCAAGCCUCCAUGGGAAACUGAGUGAACAUUUUUUUUUUCCAUCAGAAGAAGGAGAUACGGUGGAAGAAAAAAAAAAUAGGGGCGUUUUGACUGACACCUGCCCUCCAGCACUGGUGAAGGACGGGUAAUGGAGGAGUAAAGACAGGGUGUACAAGGGAAAAGGUGCUGCUGAAAGAAUGAAGACAACCAGAAAACAAGCAUACCCUUUUAUUAACUUUCACUUAAAUUAAUAAAGCACAAUUUGUGAUCACUCAACAUGCCUGACAGAAGACUUCUGCUACUAGUGUCCCUCUGCCUAUGGGAGGGGCUUGUAAGGGCAGAGCCAGUCACAAAGGUUGUGAGAAGGAGAGGACUGAGUCCGGUUCACAUGCAGUUGCAUGUGGUGAACAAUCAGUGGGACCAACCAAGUUUGGAGAAGAAUGGAUUGCCACUGGUUAGGCUCAAGGAGAUGAUUAGUGCUGACAAAGUGGACGAUAAGUUUGCAGGUCACUCAAAAGCUGAGCAGACCAAUGAAGCACUAUCAAUCUCAAACCAGGAAGAACUGCAUGACUUUAAUGCUAAAUAUCCUCAGCAGGACAAUGAGGACUCAACGAAAAUGGGCUCAAGGGUAUUUAAAGCAGUUGAUAGCGCCAGAGAUCUACUUGAGACCCAAAGGAUUAAGAAUAACACUAAAAACACUGAAAUCCUGAAACGUGGAAGAGUUGAUAAGGGAAUUCCAAUUCACCACAAAAUAGACUCUAGUUUACACUUCAACAGAACCAGAUACAAAUCACCGCCGAGAUUUAGAGCAAGGCCAAGCCCUGGGCUUCUUAAUAAUGCCAUAGGUCCAAAGGGAAUGAUAUUGGAUUCGCCCCGUAAAUUAAACCUGACAGGAAACUUUGGUGUAUUGAAGCUUAUUUCUAAGGACAACCUUGUGCGGAUUGUAAAUUCCCAACUCCAGAAUGGUCUGACCUUCCAGAAUAAGAUUAGUCACAGUAGGAAGAGAGAUUUGAUCAAUAUAGAUCAUGGGCAACUGGAGGAGCCCAAAAUAAAGAGACAAGACAGUUCUGUAACUCCAGAUGUAUAUGAAUCUGAUAAUCAUAACAAGACUUCAAGACCAGCUGGUGAGCCACAGUCAAGCACCAUAACGAAUCCAAAUGUCAGUCCAGUUCAUAUUUUUAAGUGGCCAGUUAGUGAUCUCAAUCCAAAUUCAAAGGAUGAAGAUAAGGAGACAGCGGCUGAGUCUAUACCUGCUGCGAAAAGCAAACACCACUUAACCCAUGUUGUAUCAACACCUCAAAGUGAACUCAUGGCUGACCUCGAGGCCAUUCCUUUUACUAGUCAUACCAAUAUGUCUGUGAUUGUGCAUGAAGGAACAUCACAUGCACCUUCUCAGGCAGUCUCAGAUAAGAGCUACUUUCUCGACUCACAAACUGAGAUUACUCUUAAUGCCAAAGAGGAAUCCGGUCAAAACAUGGAUGCUCCAGGAAUGGAUUUUAAUGUCACUCAGGAACCUUCAGAUUUUGUUGAAGACAGUCACAUUCUGAAACUGCGCCCAAAUCCAGAUGGUGAAGACAUGGACAAGGAGGAUAUUUGGGAACCAUCGGUCACCUGGCCUCUGCAUGGUGGUCAUGGUCUUGUGUUCCAGGAGAUGGAGGAGGAUGGAGGUGAAGGGUGGAGUCCGAAGGAAAGUGAUGGGUCUCGAUCACGAAGCAGACGGAGUUGGAUCUGGAACCAGUUUUUUGUUAUCGAGGAGUACGCUGGUCCUGAACCUGUUCUCAUUGGAAGGCUUCACACUGACAUGGACAGAGGUGAUGGGCGCACCAAGUACGUGCUCCGAGGAGAAGGGGCAGGGUCAGUGUUUGUGAUUGAUGAAAAGACAGGCAACAUCCAUGUGACAAAGCCCUUGGACAGGGAGGAGAAGGACGAGUACCGGCUUAUCGCCACAGCAACAGACAGCCAGACAGAGCGUGCCCUGGAGCCCUCUUCCCAGUUCAUCAUCAGGGUGCAGGACAUCAACGACAACCCGCCUGUGUUCGAAGACAGGCCGUACAGCGCUACUGUCUCUGAGAUGGCCAACAUAGGCACAUCCAUUGUUCAGGUAACAGCGACUGAUGCUGAUGACCCCACCUAUGGGAACAGUGCUCGUCUGGUCUACACUCUGGUGCAAGGCCAGCCUCAUUUCUCUGUGGACCCACAGACAGGAAUCUUGCGCACAGCAGUCCCUGAUUUGGACAGAGAAACUCAGGACCAGUACCUCAUAAUCCUCCAGGCUAAAGACAUGGGUGGUCAUCUUGGAGGGCUUUCUGGAACCACAACAGUUACUGUGAAGCUGACAGACGUCAAUGACAAUCCGCCUCAUUUUACUCAGAGCUCCUGGUUGUUCUCUGUGUCGGAGUUGGCGGCACCAGGGGCGGAGGUGGGCCGGAUCUCAGCAACAGACGCUGACCUGGGAGAGAACGCCAAGCUGGAAUAUACCAUCCUGGAGGGGGAUUCAGGAGACACUUUCAGCAUUACUGGAGUAAACCAGGAGGCCAUCAUCACCCUCACUAAGACUGUUGACUAUGAGAGUCGGAGCUCAUAUUCCUUCUCCGUGGAGGUGAUGAACCCAACUGUUGACCCACGGUUCCUGCGCCGUGGCCCCUUUAAGGACCGUGCCACCAUCCGAGUGGCUGUACUGGAUGCAGACGAACCGCCACGUUUCUCCCGGGCCCGGUACCAUAUGGAGGUGUCGGAGAACUGCCCUCCGGCAUGCACCGUUGGACGGGUUAGUGCCGUGGACCCAGACACAGGACUCAGCAGCAACAUCAGGUACUCCAUUGAUCCUCAGUCAGAUCCAGAGGCUUUGUUCCGCAUCACCCCAGACACUGGGCUUAUCACCACGACAACAGAGCUGGACCGUGAGCACGAGCAGUGGCACAAUAUCACCAUCAUCGCCACACAAAGAGAUAACCCCAGCCAGGUUUCCAGAGUGCUGGCUGCCAUAGAGACACUAGACUUGAAUGACAAUGCUCCGGAGCUGGACCGACAGUACACGACAGCCAUGUGUGACUCCACCUCCACUGGACAGGUGGUGCAGGUGUUGAGAGCAAUUGAUAGAGACGAGGGAGGGAAUGACAGCACAGUCUACUUCAACAUCCCUCCAGAGUCCAGUGCCGCACUCAACUUCAGCAUUCGAGAGAGCGGAGGUCCCACCGCAAGCCUGGUCCUAGUCUCGCCCUUACAGGCGCUCUCCCGCUCUUCAACAUCCUCUCUGACACUCCAUGUUCCUCUGGUCCUCAGGGACGUAUCGUCGGGGCUGACUAGCACGGCAACAGUCACCGUGUCAGUGUGUCCCUGUCUGAGAGGAGGCGCACGAGCCGGGGAGAAAGAGAAGCAGAGUGAUGCAGAGUGGGAAAGGGAAACUGUGUGUCUACCCCAGCACUCCUCCCUGCCUUCUCCGGGUCUCAGCACAGCGGCCCUGCUGGCAAUUUUAGCAUGCGGGGCGACACUUUUGGCUGUCACUGCUUUAUCUCUGUCCCUGCGCAGACAAAAAAGGGACUCGCUUUCUCCACUAGAGGAAGACGACGUCAGGGAGAACAUCAUCACGUAUGAUGACGAGGGAGGCGGUGAAGCCGACACCGCUGCUUUUGACAUAACAGCACUCCAGAGCGCCCCCCACGGUGCUCGCAGGGGAUACCGAACCCUAGACAGUAGGAACAUACGCCUCUCUCAGCGUGGCCAGGAUAAAUCACGGACAUACAGCAGCUGGGCCCAAGCAGGAGCUAUGGAAAGUGGGCAGUACCCCAACCAGACUCCUCUAUAUGGUCGCUUGUGUUACAGCAGCCAGACCCUCCCUGUGCUACGGCGGUCACAGGGCCCAUACGACCCUGGCCUGACAGAACUGGGAUAUCGCUUUUCUGGUGGGCAGCCGGAUCACUCCCUGGUAAUCCAUAACCAAGGUGCAAUGGUGGGGCCACUGGAACCAGGAGCUUUGUACAUGGGGCCCAGUGAGGUGGGAAAUAGCUCUAGAGAGGGAACUGCAUCUCAGGAUGGAGCCACUGCAUCUGAAGAAGGAACGCCACAGAAAAAUAAUACCAAGGAAGAUUCAGGCAGUGAUACCCAGCAGAGCCAGGAUUUUAAUUGGAAGCGUAAGCUCAUCCUGACCCACUUUAACUUUCCUGCUCCUCCCCGUCCCCAACAGGUGCAGUCAGAUUCUGCUCCACGGGAACUGGUGCUGACUCGCUCAGGCUCGCUGGCCAGGCCCGGGGUUUCAGGUGGCUGGUUGUGUGAUUCAGCCACUCUGCCUAUGGCAGGGCGGCGCUCCUCACGUGCUGGGCUCUCACCAAAAAAGAGUGCAGCUGGCUCCACAGAUGGCACAGAUGGAGCAAACAAUGCCAUGCAAUCUGUCAGCCGCAAUUAUACCACUGUCCUGCAGGGGGAGCAGCAUAAGGACUACACAGGCAGCUUGAGCCAAGGAGGAUUGGAGAUGGGAAGUAGUUUUGUGGUAGCAAGGCCAGAAGGGGGGAUUCCACUGUGCGUCCCGGAGAGCACAGGGUUUGUGGCUGACUGGCGGGAACGGGUGGGUGUGGGAGCUUACAGCCUGGGCAGGAGGGAUAUGAUGCCCCAACUGCUGCCCUACCCUGGGCAGGGUCGAGGCGCAUUUGGAGGGAUCCUGGGAUAUGGAGGAGCUUGGCCUACAGUGCCUGAAGCAGCAGGAAGAGGCAUGCAAGGAGGCGGUGGCCAGUCCCUGGCCUUGAGAGUCGGCGAGUUCCUGCGGCUACGCCUGGCACAGGUGACCUUUGAUCCAACGCAGCCUCCGUAUGACUCGGUGCAAGUGUAUGGCCUUGAAGGCACAGGGUCACGGGCUGGCUCGCUUAGCUCCCUGGAGAGCGAAGGAGAGAAGGAGGCCAACAAGGAUGAGUGGGGUGGUGGACUGGAGGAGUGGGGCCCACGUUUCCACAAACUAGCCCAACUUUUCCAAGAAAGGGAGAAAGAGAUAGAGGAUGAAAAGGAGAGUGAGGCAGGGACACCCAGGAAACAAAAUGGUAAGGACAAACAGGAGAAAGAGGGGCUGUCAGGAGAUGAGAGGAAGGACAAAGACUGAGAGCUAGAGUCGGGGAUGGUGUAAGGGUAUGGGGGGGAUAAGUAAACAGCAACAAGUACUAGAGUAAUAGGUAAAGAAGGAAAAGGAGAGAGACAGAGAAAGAUAUAAAGGAAAAGUAAUUGGGACAGGCACACAAAACAAAUGUGAGCUAAAUAGAGCAAGAGAGGAAGCUGCGGAGCGAGUGAUUGAUUGAUUUAAAGCAAUAUGUGUUAAAAAGCAGAACAUUGAGCACAGAAAGAGAGACAGAGAACGCUUUGUUUAUUUACCAUUCUCUAAGUGUUGCAGGCUGGACGUGGGAAAAAAAUCCCUAUAGUACCUUUUCUAUUCACAGAUAGAGAGAGAGAGAUAGAGAGAGUGUGUAUGUGUGUGUGUGUGUAUGAGAGAGAGAGAGAGAGAGAGAGAGAGUGUGUGUGUGUGUGUGUGUUUGUUUGUGUGUAUGAGAGAGAGAGAGAGUGACAGACUGCAGGUGACUUCAAUUAUGUUUUUGGGGCAAUGUCCAAGACAAAACAAAGUAGGCUAUCAUACCACGAAUGAUAAACACAAAAGAAUACAUAAAGGUGAGAGAUAUAGGUUUGUACAGGAAGUGCUGGAAUGAAUUAUUGUGCUCAUAGUGUUGGCAAAAUGUUAUCAUGAAAAUUGUGCACACAUGCACAUUUUCAAAAGAAAAAAAAACAAUUGUCUUACUUUCUUUUGAUGCCUUUUCAAUGCAAAACAUCUUGGCUUGGAUUUAAGAUGGACUUACAGUACAGCAUACACAUCAUGAAAUUUGCAAAACUGGAUAUCAACUGCCAUAUUAGAAACCUAAAGAAUGACUGACAUGCAUUUAAACGAGGCUACAGGUGUAAUGUUAUACAGUGUCAGUGUUCUUUUGCCGGAUUUGUGUAAACAAUAUUGGAAGUACAAAAAUGUUAUGCUUCAUUUUCAUGUUUUCCACUUUUUAAUUGAUUACUAGCACUUUUUACUACAGCAAUGAUUUGCGGAUUAUUUACCAGAAGUAUUGACCAAUUCUGGAACAAUUACCGAAAUAAAUAUUCAGAGAAUUUAAUUGGCACAAUUACUCAAGAGAGAUCAGGAGCAGGAUGCAAAGUCUCAGCUGGAAUGCACUUUUAUAUGUGAAGCUCAAUAAUAGAUAUGACAAUACUGUUGUUGUUUUUCCAUAUAAAAAAAAAAAUCAGUAUAAAUACUAUGACAUUGUAUGUAAAUAUAAAUAUUGAAAACCAUUGUUUAAAGUGAGUACUGAGUGAGUACUGUAAUAUUCAGAGUAACAACAUGAAAAGCUAGAGGAGACAAAAGAUUAAAAUGUCAUGUUGGAUUAUAGCACUGAGGAAUGAAAAUACCUGCAGAGGAAUAAACUGAACCGAGUGGACUUGUCUGGAUUAACUCUACUGUAGG